Aspergillus neoniger CBS 115656 is the source of this 961-nucleotide messenger RNA. RefSeq lists its product as uncharacterized. The transcript has a single exon. Gene Ontology annotation, molecular function: L-ascorbic acid binding; procollagen-proline 4-dioxygenase activity; iron ion binding. Gene Ontology annotation, biological process: peptidyl-proline hydroxylation to 4-hydroxy-L-proline. Lineage: Eukaryota; Fungi; Ascomycota; Eurotiomycetes; Eurotiales; Aspergillaceae. Gene Ontology annotation, cellular component: endoplasmic reticulum. The record is from RefSeq and is a predicted model, not a curated record. Bases 12 to 848 code for a protein of 278 amino acids.
UAAGACCAACCAUGCAGCGACCACCCUCUACAUUCCUGACCUCCCCACCGUCCCCCAACGCCCGAUGCCAUCGCAUCAACUUCGAAAACUCCCAGCCACCACUCCCGGAAUACAAGAACCUCUGCGCCGCAGUGAUAGACAACGCAUUCAGCGAAGAAGAAUGCGCCGAACUAAUCCGCAUUGCGGAGUCCAGCACCAUCCCUCCCGGUGACUCUUCCGCUACACCUACCUGGGAACGCGCCAUGAUCAACAUCGGAAAUGGCAGGCAAGCGCUCGCAACAGAUACCCGGAAUUGCGGCCGCAUUAUCUAUGAUUCCGAGGAUAUAGCUGAUAAGCUGUUGGCUCGGUUACUGCCGUUCUUCAAGGAGUUGGGAAUUGACAAGAUUGACAAUCAACCUCGGGUGACGGGCCUUGCGGGCCGGAAUAAGGCUUAUGGAAUGACUCGGUUGAAUGAGCGGUUGAGGUUCCUUAAGUAUGAAGGGGGAGAGUACUUUAGGCCGCAUUGGGAUGCGCUAUAUAAGACGCCUGAUGGGAAGGAGAAGUCGUAUUAUACUAUUCAGUUGUAUUUGAGUGGGCAGGGGGAGCAGGAUCUUGGAGAGCUGAAGAGGGAAAUGCAGAGGGUUGAGCGGGGAGAGGGAGAGGUGAAUCUGGAUGUGAAGGGGGAGCUGCUGGGUGGAGCGACGUCUUUUCUACCCCGAUAUGAGGAGAAGGAGAGACAUUUGCGUGUCUUUCCGAAGACGGGCUCGGUGUUGGUGUUUCAGCAGAUGGAUCUGCUUCAUGGUGGGGAUCCGGUUCUGAGGGGGACGAAGUAUACGAUGCGGACGGAUGUGAUGUAUCAGCAGUUGUGAUGGUUGUAUAGCCAGCCAAUUCGAUACUAAAAGAUAGUUUAUUUCUGUAAUUCAGUGUUUGUGUGUAUAGCUAUCAUCUGGCUGACAUGAGAGAUCUAUCGAUGUAAGCUGAC